Molecule: messenger RNA, 2355 nt
Organism: Daktulosphaira vitifoliae (grape phylloxera)
Lineage: Eukaryota; Metazoa; Arthropoda; Insecta; Hemiptera; Phylloxeridae
Product: ras-related and estrogen-regulated growth inhibitor-like
Exons: 6
Coding region: 359-994 (211 amino acids)
Molecular function (GO): GTPase activity; GTP binding
Source: RefSeq, a predicted model, not a curated record
CGCGUUGUGUGCUAUCAGUCGCAACGUGUUCGGUGUGUAGUAUACAAGUACUCUGUUGGUUUUGUGGUGUUAGUCGUUUAUCAAGUCGUAUUCAUACGAUUUAAGCGAUUUUUUUUUGUAAAAUCGUGUUACUUAUAAUUUUUGUUGUUAAUAAAUAUUUUUUUUUGUUGUAUUCGAUACUGCAAACAUAUGGCGAAUUUCCACCACAAAUACCGCCGUUUUAUUGUUAUAUUCAAUGGAUAUUAUAAUGGAUAUUCGAUAUCCGGUCGUUAAAAUUUUAAAUCUCCAUUUAAAAGUUGAAUUGCACUGAAUACAUUUUUCGAGUUCUUAAUUUGACAAGAUAGCUGCAUAUUAUAAAAUGACAAAUAUUGGACGAAUUCGAACUGUGGUGCUGGGAAGUUCACGGGUUGGAAAAUCUGCUGUCACAGUGCGAUAUUUGACGAAGAGAUAUAUUGGAGAAUAUAGCUCAAAUACUGACCUACUCUAUAGACACGAUGUGACGUUCGAUAGCGUUCUUACAGAAGUGGAAAUACUCGACACAUGCAAAUGCUCAACCACAUGUCUAUUCGAUCACAUCCGGUGGGGAGAUGCGUUCGUCAUAGUCUACAGUGUAGUAGAUUGGUCGAGUUUCAUCGAAGCACAAGACCUUCUGGAUAAACUGUCAAAGCUCAAAUUGCCAUCGUAUUUCGCUACUCUCUUAUUAGGCAACAAAAGAGACUUGGACCAUUCCAGGUGUGUUGCGGUGGACGCUGGCCAGGAGCUGUCACUGCGGUUCGGAUGUCAGUUCUACGAGGUUAGCGCUGCUGAAAACUUUGCCGGAGUGUCUCUGGCGUUCCACUCGUUAUUGCGAGAGACUCGGGCCGUCCAGCUGCUCCGAGGAUUGCCAAUAAGGCGCAAGUUAGGCGUGAACAGCGUGUCUAAAGUAUUAGGUACGAUAUUCGGCAAGAACAGCAGCAAAAGGGACAGGAAGAAACGACCGUCGUUGAGUAUAUGACCCGCGUGGGCGCCUGUGACGUGGACGGCCAACGAUGCGGCCAACGCCACUCUCACGCUGUAAAAAUCAACUCGCACAACACACAAAACAUGAUAUUGUUAAUAUUAUUCGUGUUAAAUGACUAUCAAAUAAUUAUCUCAAAGUUGAGAGAUGUUGAUAGUAAUAUUGAGUUACGGUAAAUUCUAAUCACUUGACGUGUAGGAAUUCUUAAUCUAAUUACUGAAGUGUCCAAGACCUGGGUGGAGCAUAACCGUCAAAUGGAAUUUUAACAAAGUCUACUUAAGUCAAUUUAGAAAUCUUUCUUGGAAUUGUAACAAUUUAAAGCACCCACCUAAUAUAUUAAGAGCAAACCGCAUAAUUAUGUAUUAUGAGUGGUUUAAAUUUACUAAAGUAAAUAUGUUGUCUCGUUAAUUACCAAACAAAGUUUAUAUGAGCCUAAAAGCUUAGACGAUAGAAAUUUUUUAAUUUUCGAGCUAUGUGAAGGUUGCUAUCCAUGAAAAUAUUGUUCAACGAUUUUCCGCAGUGAUAGCUGUUGUGUUUGUGAUAACUUAAAGAAUUCUUUUGCACAACGGAAAAUGUAAUGCUCAAAUUAGUUACAAUGUGUACGAACAUUUUAUUGUAAAUUAUGUGUAUUUAAUCGAUUAUUGUUAUUCCUAACAAUAGCAGCAUUCAUGAAUUUAUAUUAAAUAUUUUAUAGCAUUGUCGAGUCGAUGAAUUUUACAACUUAUGUACGAAGUAUUAAUUAAUUUCGGUAAUUAAUGAGAGAUGUUCAUAGAUUGUUAAAUUAACUAUUACAAAAAUAUUUGUUAAGCAACUAUGAUAAUAUUAAACUUGUAUUUUUUGGUUACUCAAUAAAUUACGUGAUCUCAUAAAGUUAUAUUUAAGAAAGUAUGUUUUUUUUUUUUUUUUUUAUUGUAAAAUAUUAAUGAUUAUAUGACAAACUAUUUAAUUAAUUUACCAUCACAAAAAACACUAGUUAUUUAGCUUAUUCUCUUAUGUUUUGUUAUUGUUCUAUCAAAAAAUUAAGAUAUUAUCGAGUUAUGUAACAAUUCAUAUGAAAAAGCCGACAAAUAUUUUAAUAAAUAUAUCAUAUGUGUAUUGAGUAAUACUUAUUUAGUUUUUUAUUUAUUAGUUUUUUCUAUUACACUGAUUCACAAAAAUUAUUAAUUCAUUUUUAAAGUUUGUACAAUAAUUCUUAAAAGUGAUAACAGUUUAUUUUUAUCCCAAAUCUGUGUAAACCUUCCCAUCUAAAAUAUUAAAUUAAUUUAAGAACUUAUGUUUUUUUAUAUAAUAUAUUAUACUACUUGGGUUAAGGUACUUUACUGAUAUGAUAAAUGUUUUGUAUAAAUAAGCGUUUUUUU